Bursaphelenchus xylophilus (pine wood nematode) is the source of this 1298-nucleotide messenger RNA. NCBI's taxonomy places the organism in Eukaryota, Metazoa, Nematoda, Chromadorea, Rhabditida, Aphelenchoididae. The record is from the annotation of a GenBank genome assembly.
AUGGAGAAAGAUCGGCCGCAGCUCGGUAAGAUAUUUCUGUUUUUUUAUGAUUUUCGUCUAUGAAGAUUUUAGCUCUUUUUUGUAAAAUUUUAUUCUUCAACUUCUGGGAUUACUUUUAAAAGCAUUUUUUACUGACUCCGCUAAAAGAAAAUAGUUAUGACUCGCCAUGGAAAGAAUUCCACGGCUUCAGCUGUUUAUAGUUAUUCAGAGAGGAAGAAAGAUUCUAGACAGUCAGGGUAUGGGACGUUGAAGGAAAGAUUGGGUGCAGAUUCUGUUAAGCCUUUUGAUUGUUGCUGCCUAACGCUUCAACCAUGCAAGUAAGUAUGAUUUGACUGUCUUUUUAUUGCUUAGGAAUCCAAUGGUCACCCCUGACGGUUACAUCUUCGAGAAAGAGGCGAUAUUACAAUACAUUGUUGAUCAGAAAAAGGAGCUAAAACGGCAAAACGAUGCUUUUGAAAAGUUUGUCAAGAUGGAAGAGGAAAGGAAAGAAAAGGUAAGAAAAAUUGCUCGUACCGUUAUAUGUCUGUUUUGCAUCUCACAUUCAUAUUUCAUUUUUUAGGCCGAACAAGAGACAGAAGAAGAGCGGAAGCGCAAAUUUGUAGCCAUGGAAUCAACGCCAACCCAUGUAUUUGCUUACGGUGAAAGUGUGAGCAAGAAAAGAAAGUCAACUAACGCAAAUGCUGGGCCAAGUAAUAAAAAGGAUAAGUACGAUGAAGAAAGCUUGUCAAAUAUGGCUGGAGACAAGGCCAAAAAGUGGAACAGUUUUUGGGUACCUGAAUUGCAAUCAACUGCAGAAGUCAGCAAAAUGGAAAAACCGGUAAUGAUUUUGAUUUUUGUUUCAUAUUAGCCCUUCCUUAAUAAGAGACUUUCAUUUCUUUAUAGCCUCAAAAAGUGACAAAUCCGGUGACUGGUAAACCAUUGAAGUUUAAGGAUAUGAUGCCGGUUAUAUUCACGCCGAUCGAUGAGGAUGCCGCUAAAACAAAUCUGAUUUAUUCGAUGAAAGAGCGAUACAAAUGCCCGGUCACGGGAGAUAUCUUGACAAAUAGUAGUCGAUGCGCUUAUAUUAAGACUAGGUAAGAGUGCGGGAUCCUUGAUGGCUUUUGCAAAUAUUUUGUAGUCAGAAGAUUGUGUCCUGGAAUUGUGUGGAAAAGAUAAUCAAGAAAGACAUGAUAGAUCCUCUGACGAACAAGAAACUCACAGACUCAGAUGUGAUAGAACUCCAAAGAGGAGGUACUGGCUUCUCCUCGACCAAUCAGACUGAAGGAAAAUUGGCCCGGCCACAGAUGGAGUUGGCCUAA